AUGCGGGUUCUCUAUUGGAAUAUUAAUGGAGUUGCUCAUGAGGCAGCUCAAUGUAAACUUAGGGAGUUAAUAAGAGAUUUCAAGCCUGAAUUUUUUUGUCUUGCGGAACCAAAGGUACACUGCUCGGUUGCUUUUGGCAACAGACUUCAAUUAGAGGGUUUUUCUUCUCAUGUUAAUCAUAAUGCUACUGCUAAUAGUAUUGCUAAUAUUUGGGUUUGUUAUUUGAAUUCAAUAAAUCCUUCUAUAAUCAAUAGGAGUAAACAAGCCAUUACUAUUGAGGUUGAAGGAGUUCAUAUUUCUUUUUUUCACGCUAGUUAUGUUCAAACUACUAGAAGAAGACUUUGGCAGCAAUUUAAUAAUCAAGAUGAUGUUACUCUAUGGCUUGUUAUGGGUGACUUCAACUGUAUUCUUCGGCUUGACGAGAAGAAAGGAGGUCUUGAACCAAGAACUUCAGCUAUCAAUGAAUUUUCGGAUUGGUUAGAUGACAAUAAUCUUUUUGAAGCGGAUUCUUUGGGUACUAAAUUCACUUGGACUAAUAAACAAUCGGGUACUGAUAGAAUUAUUAGUAAGCUUGAUCGUGCUGUUAUUAAUGCUGCUUGGCUUGCAAAGUUUGAGAAUUGGCGGUGUAAAGCUCUUCUUAGGGAAGUUUUCGACCAUUCGACUCUCUUGGGUUAUUCUUUUGUUGUUCCAAGGCCUAAGAGAGCUCCUUUUCGUAUUCAGAAAAUGUGGUUUUUGCACGCUGAUUUUCUUGGUAUGGUUAGUGAAAGUUGGAAUAUGCCUGCUCACGGGUCUCUUGACUUUAUUAUUACUUAUAAAUUGAAGAGGCUUAAAGGUGUGAUCAAGCAAGAUCAAUUGAGGUUUGAAGAUGCUGCUCUUCAUUCGGAUGAAAAUCUUAGUGAUAUUACUAAUCUCAAUCUUAUGAAAGAAGCUAUGUCUAAGCUAAAUUAUGACCAGGUACGUGAUCAUGUUGUGCAAUAUUAUGAGAACAAAUUCAAUGGUCAGGAGUUGGACUAUGAAUUUAGUUUAUUUGAUUACGAGCAUCCUAGCAUCUCGGAGGUGGAGAGUCUUUCCAUGGACAGAAUUCCUUCUCCAGAGGAGAUAAAGCAAGUUGUUUUUGAUUUGGGAGCUGACAGUGCUCCAGGUCCAGAUGGGUUUUCUGGUUGUUUCUAUCGUCAUUGCUGGGAAAUUAUUCAGGAUGAUUUGAUCAAGAUUCUCGCUACAAGGCUAGGUAGUGUUUUGGAUAAUCUGGUUUCUGAGGAACAGGUUGCGUUUAUGAAAGGGCGUAAUAUCCAUGAAAACAUUAGUUUGGCUUCUGAAAUGGUUAAUGAACUUCACCUUAAGCGCAAAGAUGGUAAUAUUGGCCUUAAGCUUGAUAUUUCUCAGGCUUUUGAUACAAUAAAAUCUCAACUUGCUGGUUGGAAGGGUUUCUCCUUAUAUUUUCAUGAUCGUAUUGUGCUUGUUAAAUCUGUCAUUGCUAGUUAUUCUAUUCACAACAUGGCUAUUUACAAAUGGCCUCGCAAAUUUAUUUUGCAAUGUGAAAGGGAUGCAAGGAAUUUUAUCUGGACGGGUGAUUCUAAUGUUAGCCGUGCAGUGGUAGUAGCUUAUGACGAAGUUUGUUGUCCUUUUGAGGAGGGGGGCCUUGGCUUAGCUCGUAUGUCUACUAAGAAUGAUGCUCUUAUCAUGAAACUUAGGUGGAAUAUUCGUACUUCUAAGAAGAAAUGGGCUGGUUUUCUUCGUGCCAAAUUUUUUGGUAGGAAUGGUUGUAUCAAAUUCAAGGGGGUGAAGUCUUCUAUUCUUCCGGGUAUUAGGAAGAUUUACAAGCUGGUGGAAUCGAACAAUAGAGUUUUCUUAGGUGAUGGUCGUACUACUUCCUUGUAUUAUGAUGCAUGGUACUCGGAUAGGUGUUUUUCUGACAUCCUUAAUGACCAAACCGUUGAUAGAAAUGUGCUGUUAGGUGAUUUUUGGUUAGCUGAUCACUGGGAAUUCCCUGAAGUGCAUAUGGAUCGUAUGUUACAAGCUGGUGUCAUUGCAGCUCAAUUGCCUAUUCCGAAUGGUGGGGAUGAUCAAGAGUUUGGAUGCCAUAUUAUACAUGCUCUUUUUCCGUCAUUUCAGAUAAAGAUUUGA
Messenger RNA from Papaver somniferum (opium poppy), 2124 nucleotides. RefSeq lists its product as uncharacterized. Gene Ontology annotation, molecular function: catalytic activity. Lineage: Eukaryota; Viridiplantae; Streptophyta; Magnoliopsida; Ranunculales; Papaveraceae. The transcript has 5 exons. The record is from RefSeq and is a predicted model, not a curated record. Bases 1 to 2124 code for a protein of 707 amino acids.